Molecule: messenger RNA, 1770 nt
Organism: Paecilomyces variotii
Lineage: Eukaryota; Fungi; Ascomycota; Eurotiomycetes; Eurotiales; Thermoascaceae
Product: major facilitator superfamily domain-containing protein
Exons: 4
Coding region: 95-1507 (470 amino acids)
Biological process (GO): pantothenate import across plasma membrane
Cellular component (GO): plasma membrane
Molecular function (GO): pantothenate transmembrane transporter activity
Source: RefSeq, a predicted model, not a curated record
UCCAGCUUCAAAUACUUUCUUCACAGUGUGUCUGGUUGCUAGACAAAAUCCUCCUCGCAUGGCGCCCUGAUAAUUGACAAAGAGAUCCUUUACCAUGGCAUGGAGCAUUCUAAGAAAGCAGGCUGUGUGGUUAUGGGGGCCACAGAAAGAGGAUCGAGAGCUGCUCCAAAGACUGGAUAUCACCCUACUUCCAUACUUCUCCCUAAUCUGGUUCCUGUUUGGUGUGACCCGUGCUUCCUACUCAUCGGCAUAUAUAAGCGGCAUGAAAGAAGCUUUGAACUUUCAAGGGAAAGAUUACAAUUAUAUGAAUACAGCAUACCUCGUCGUCUAUGCAGUCUGCCAGAUUCCCGGGACAAGCUUGUUGACGAUCGUACGGCCGAAAUAUGUAUUUGUGAUCGCAAAUCUCACCUGGAGUGUUCUUACGUUGGUUACAUACAAGAUGCAACACUCCUGGCAGAUAAUCGUGCUGAAUGCUUUUGAAGGAGGGUUCAGCGCUAUUGCUUAUGUAGGCGCGCACUUUAUUUUGGGUUCCUGGUAUAAAAAGACAGAGCUGGGCACUCGAGCUGCGAUAUUCUGUAUCUUUGGCCAUCUGGGUAGUAUGGCAGGCGGCUGGAUCCAAGCUGGCCUGUUGAAAUCGUUGGCCGGUAAACAUGGCCUUCCUGCCUGGAAGUGGAUCUUCAUUAUUGUCUCUGUGAUGACCAUCCCGGUGGCACUGUUUGGAUGGGUCUUUAUCCCAGAUCUACCAGAGCAUCGAGCAGCUUGGUAUCUUACUGAGGAACAGAAAGAACAUGCUGUAACACGACUCGGUGCUACGUCCAAGAAAACAUGGGAUAUCACAGUAUUCAAGCGCGUCCUUCUGAGCUGGCAGUUUUAUCUGCUUCCACUGAUAUUUAUGUUAUAUUCAUUAUGCGUCCAAUCUUUAGGAAACAAUGUCAUGCAGCUAUGGAUGGCAUCCCGUGGAUAUACCGUCAUCCAACAGAACAACUAUCCUACAGCAGUAUACGCUACUGCAAUUGUCGGAACAAUACUUUAUGCUAUUAUUUCAGACAAGCUCAAGUCCCGCUGGGAAUGCUCCAUCGCCAUCGGUCUGACAUUUGUAGUGGGCAGUGCUAUCCUAGUGGCUGAUCCCGCCGCUGACUCUGCACACUUUUUCGCAUUCUAUCUUUUGGGCACGACAUACGCUCCGCAAGGUCUCUGGUAUUCCUGGAUGGCAGACGUAACGAGUCAUGAUGUUCAGCUGCGUGCCAUCACGACAGGUUUCAUGAACUCCUUCGAUUUCGCUUUUGUGACAUGGUGGCCCCUGAUAUUCUACCCCGUGACUGAUGCGCCGAACUUUGAGAAGGGAUACAUUGCUAGUUUAGUCACCGGCGCAUUAACGAUACCUUUCAUUGUUCUCAUUGCAUAUUUGGAAAAGCGGGACGUCGCAAAAGGAUUCAUUGGAAGAAAUCAGGAAGAGGAAGUCGUGCCAGAAGACGAAGAGGCUAUUGUGAAUACGACCCCGAAGUAAAGCUGAGAAAAAUGAUAGUAGCUCGAACUAUCUACCAACGACGUGAAAAAUAUACAUAUUGGAUUCUGCCGAAGCCUAAAUGGAAAGGAAGCAAUAAUAUGAUUUGAACCUCCUAGCUAGUAGCUAGGUUGCUUGCUCGACUCUAGAUCUAGGGGGAGGGUUGAUCCCACAUACGUCUCCCAAUCAUACAAGUCUCCUCAUAAAAACACCACUUCCUCUACAGGUGUUUACUUGACACAAAUUAUGAUAAAUAUAUUUCUAAU